This is a messenger RNA of Calliphora vicina (urban bluebottle blowfly), 1643 nucleotides long. RefSeq names its product ATPase H(+)-transporting accessory protein 2 (gene ATP6AP2). Gene Ontology annotation, biological process: positive regulation of Wnt signaling pathway. The record is from RefSeq and is a predicted model, not a curated record. The transcript has 3 exons. NCBI's taxonomy places the organism in Eukaryota, Metazoa, Arthropoda, Insecta, Diptera, Calliphoridae. The coding region runs from base 105 to 1070 and encodes 321 amino acids. Gene Ontology annotation, molecular function: signaling receptor activity. Gene Ontology annotation, cellular component: external side of plasma membrane; membrane.
ACAACAGCCCCACAAAGAAAUACAACUCUGUUAUUAACAGUGAAAAAAUCUACACUGUCGUCUCCCCGUUUGUCAUAUGAUCAAUUUUCAUCGGACGAACAAAAAUGCUGCGAAAUUUUCUAAUUUUCUCUUUGUGCGUAGUGGCAAUUAAAGCCACUGGUGAAUUCACCGUUUUAAGCACACCCAAAUCUUUGUCUUUCAAGGGUACUGAGCCCCUACAAAGUCGUGACAUUGGUGAUGUUUUGUACGCAUCUUUGGGAAAUGCCGUAGCUGGAGACAGUCAGUGGUCGGGUUUGAAUAUUGUAGAUCCAUUCAAUUUACCCAAGGGCGUCAUUGCCGUAAGCUUGGAUGGUGUUGAACACAGUAAAGUUUCUGCUGCUGGUAAAACUUAUCCAGUUCAAGGUAAUGGUGUUGAACAAUCCUUGAAUGGUGUUAGCGCUCAAUUGGAAGCCGAUAAUGAGCCGAUUUGUGAUAUUAGUUUCGAAAAUGUUGAAGAGGGUGAAUUAAGUUUCAAAAACACUAUCGGAGACGUUGAAAUUCCUGCUGUCGCAAAUACAAAGUACUUAAAUGGAGAUCUCCAUACUGCCGACAAACAAUUUUUGAAAAGUGUUGCAUUUUUAAAUGCUGUUGCUGAUAACUUAGUUAACAUGGAGAAGUCAUGCAAUUACGUUGCCAUUCAUUUGUUUGUUGAUGCCGUUGCUAAGGCUCAUGGUGAAAACUCGGACGCUGUCAAAGAAGCAUUAGAUCUUUUCUCUACUGCUGUUAAACAUUUGAACACAGCUGCCCAAAAAUCCAGCAACAAUGAAGCCUUAGUUGUGGUCGUUGUUAAUAAGGCUGACUCUAACAAUCGUAGCAAGCGCGAAGUGGCUCCACUAAAUGCUUUAAAUCUCUACAAUUUAGCCGAAUACUACAAUCAAGAUUAUCCCGUCAUUUUCAACAUCAUCUUAUGGUUCAUGGUUGUCUUUGCUUUUGCUCUAUUGGCCAUUUGCUACGCCAUCGGUUCCAUGGAUCCCGGUCGCGAUUCCAUUAUCUAUCGCAUGACCUCUACUAGAAUGAAGAAAGAUAAUUAAAUUUUUUAAAUGAAUUAUUAUUUUUUCUGUUCAAAUAGUGGCUUUAGGAACUUAAUUUCAACAUCUCCGCCACAAAUAUUUCUGUUCGUUUUUCUUUUCUUUAUUUUUGAACAAAAUAUACAAAAUCUAAAUUCUUGUGAAUUUCCUAAAAAAAACAUCAUAAAUCUAUAAACUUUUUAAGACAUCAUCUAUAUUAAUAUAUACCAACAAAAACAGCAACAAAUAUUAUUAGUUUAUUAUAAGUUUUAAGUAUUAUUUGUUCAUUAAAAAAAUACAUUGCUAGAAAGAAUUGGGGUCUUUCUUGGUAUUUUUUGUUCUUAAUUAUAAAAUUGUUAUAUACCUUUCCUUACUUACAACUAUUCCAUUUCUAUUUUUUGGACUUUUUUGUUUUUGUUUAUAAAAAAAUAAAUUAUAUAUUCUUAUUGUAAUGUAACAUCAUAUGAAUGCGUGUUCUAUUGUAUAAAAAAUUAAGCUGCAUAUUAAAUAACUUGCAUACAUAUUUGUAAAUUCCUAAAAAUGUUAUAAAAAAGAAACAUAAGUGAAAUGUGUAAUAAACUAGUUAAAUUAAUACAA